AACAACCUGACGGGUAUGGCGUGUGUGUAGCAUAGCAGGAUCUAGUGAGUAGGAUUGUUUUGACUGAUUUCUUCGAAGAACACUUGUUUGUAAUCUCUUUACAUUUAUAAGGUCGAUGGAUUCGAAGUUGACCUAAAUUUUUCCGGGACAAGAGAAGAACUGCGCUCCUCCCGACAAACAAGUACUAGACGGUAUAAGCUACGACAGAUAUCAAGACAAGCUGUCACCUUCGAACCUGACCCUGGUAAAGACACCUCUAACCCAGAAUGGAAGUAGUAGGCGUCAGUCGCUCGUAACGUAUUGGGAAUUCAAGAUCGAUAUACGGUCAGACGCAAAAUAUACUACCGCGGAACGGAUUAUCAAAUUCCUGACAAUUCAUUUCCUAAUUGAUCCAUCAUUGAUUCGAAAGGCUAUAGCGAGUGAAUUCAAUGUCGUUUUUGAUACGCACAAUAUACGAUUCCGUCAUUGAAAAUAAUUGUCUGUAUUACCUUUCAUUUGCAUUGGAAUAAAAAAUAAUAUGUCUCACUAAAAUCGGAUCAAAUUAAUCAGAUCUAGUUUUCAAAGGGAUCGGAUUCGGAUAUUUUUGCCCGGGACUGUAUACAACAAAAUGGCGGAUCUAACUGGCACCGGAAGUACAUCAUCACGUGAUAAGUUUUUACUGGUGCAAAACUAACCUUGACACGCAGCAUUUAUAAGCUAACACCGAUAGGGAAUUUCUCAGUCUACUAGGCAGUUGGAACUUUAGAAAUGCCGAUGUUGAACUAUACACAGUUCACCUUGAACCUCACGACAACGGCGGUGACAGCAAACCCGACCGUUUCCACCCAUGCCGGGUCCCAUCCAGGUUCAUCACUUUCAAAUGAGAAACUGGUGAUAACAGCCACAGCUGUCGUGUUCUGCUUCCCCGUCCUCAUCAUCAGCAUCAUAUGCCUUCUACGACUCCGAGUUCAUCUUUUGGACAAGAGAGACAAGCAGUCGAUGAGAAGGAGAAACAUCGACCUAAAUGAAGAUGUGCGGAACGUGGACUACAGCGCAAUACGAGAUGAUAUGCAGCUCGAAGGAUAAUCGACUCUCAAGUGUUUUUAUAACUCGGGUUAUUUGUGAUAAAAAAAGAACAUAAUUUGUUUGUGAAAUAAUUAAAAUAGUUAAGAAAUUUAGGCGUCGAUUAAUAAAGGAAUUUACUUGUGUUAUAGUGGUAGGUCAAAUAGAAACAACAGACGAUGAAAUCAAUCUCCCUUGUUGUAUCGUGUAGUCUCACUCCUUUUUGUGAUCAAAACAGCAUUACUAUGUUCGGGUAAACGGGGUAGUUUAUGUCACUGUAAUACAUAUAAAAAGGACUAUGGACCCCUAGAAGUUUUGAUCUAGCUAUCAGUUAGAUAGUUUCCUCCUAACAGGAACAAAAAUGAACCUUUUACCUCCAUGAAGGAACGUACUGUACAAUGUAGGUCACGAACACCCCGGAGAUAAUCCGUUGUUUUCAAUACAUUUUGAGUACAUAUGUAUUUGGAAUUGUAAAACAUCGAAAGCAUAGGGCACAAUGUAUCGAACCAACCAUCUUCACCAAUGAGAACUUGACAUUAAGAUUGUUUCAACGAAUGCUGAUCUGACGAUUGCGAUUCUAGACCACUAGAUUCCAGCGCAGGACCGGAACUAGAUUUACUGAUGGCCAUUCCUUGAAUGCAAACUCAGGCCGCCAUUUUGGAUCAGCUGCUUCAAGAUUGUUGAAGUAGAGAUACCAGUAUCAAGUAGGCGAGACGUACACAAAUGUUCAAUGCGCUUUCGGUUUUUGUUUUUUUUCUAGUUAGUACGAUUCAACCACCAGCACUGUUUUCGUGAUGACCAGCCUGGAUUAUAGAGGUUCAGAUUUUGAUAUGAGAACGAAGUGGCCUUUUUGACGAAAUGUAUCGCCACGCGUUGUUUGUUGUCAGAAAUGCAAUGAAACAGUUGGUUUGAAGCAGUCAUACAGAGAAAUAACAACACUCCUGAAGCAGAAAUGCAGAAAUGACUGGAAGAAAAUCCAGGGAAACCACCACCCCCAAUCAGAUCAGCUGUGGCUACUUGACCGAAAAGACGCUACUACCAUCUACCGUCUAAGAACAGGCCACUGUGGCCUGCGUGGGCAUCUUAAACGUAUAGGAGUAAGAGACACAGCAGAAUGCCAAUGCCAGACAGCAGUGCAACACCAACGCACAUCCUACAGGACUGUCCCCUGUACCAGGAUUUACGAAAUAGAUUCUGGCCAAAGGACACGAAGGUCGAAGAAAAGCUGUGGGGACACAGCCGGACCUUCGGGCGACAAGCCGCUUCAUCUCCGCCACAGGACUGAGGUUAUAGUACUUAGGCAGGUUGAACGCUGAAGAAGAAGUUGGUGUGAAUGUUUGGUAUGCCCAGAAAAGCUAAUAAUACAAAACAAUUGCCUUGAUGGCGUCAACCAGAGAGAAAAAAUCGUUCUCGUUCUCGGAUCAGCAUCUGAACCUCUGUACUAUCUAACAUCACCAAUUGACACCUAAGUAUUGUUUUUCAUUGUCAACCCGCCUGCAUCUCAGAGCCUACGAACAGUAACACACGCACGAUCACCCCACCCCGGUCAUCAAUAUGAUCAUUCGCCACUUUCCUCAAGCAGAAAUCAAGUAGGACUUUUAGUGAGGUGACAGGUUUUGACCAAUCAAAACUACCGUAUGUGAUCAUGGCCGUGCUUUCUGGGCCGAACAAGCAUGAGAGCUCUCUUCUGCUUGGGCAAUACCUGUCAGAGAGUCUCAACUUGCUGCUUGAGGAAAGUGGCGAAAGUGGACUACUUAAGUAGGGGAGGAGUUCUUCAAGACAAUACGUUGUUUUUCCACAGUCAAUCAACAAGAAUAAACCAUCAA
This is a messenger RNA of Lineus longissimus, 2867 nucleotides long. RefSeq lists its product as uncharacterized. The record is from RefSeq and is a predicted model, not a curated record. The transcript has 4 exons. Lineage: Eukaryota; Metazoa; Nemertea; Pilidiophora; Heteronemertea; Lineidae. Bases 748 to 1065 code for a protein of 105 amino acids.